Klebsormidium nitens is the source of this 1509-nucleotide messenger RNA. NCBI's taxonomy places the organism in Eukaryota, Viridiplantae, Streptophyta, Klebsormidiophyceae, Klebsormidiales, Klebsormidiaceae. The record is from the annotation of a GenBank genome assembly.
AUGGCGUGCCUCGCGUUUAUCCUACUCCUCGCCUCCCUCUUCUCCGUCGGUGCCUCUGCUUCUGCCCGGUUGGACGCCCCGCCCACUCCCCCUCUGGUCCGCGUCAACUCGAAACACUUCGUCUUCGAGCUGACACUCUCUUCCGAGGACCGCUUCCGGAUCGCCGGGUGGAUGGCGCUCUUCGUGUCGUCCCUCCUCCUAUUCUUCGCGGGUACGACGCUCGCGCUCCGAAAUUACCGGUACAAAACCACGAAGGUUUACCACAAGAAGGCGGCCGCGGCCUACGUCGCCUUCUACGCUGUCCCGGUCACUUUGGGGCUUGUCGGCCUCAUGAACAUUAACAUCACCGAGCCGCGCCAGGGCGUCGUGGUCGCCGCGAUCGUCGCGGUUUCGCUGCUCGGGAAGGGAUCCCUCGUGCUCCAAAUCGAGACCUGGGGCCAGUUAUUGGAACUUUUGGGCUCGUCUACCGGGCACAUUAUUUCCACGUGGGCAGCCGGGAGCGGCGCGGGGCACUGGUCGGGGCACCAGGGCCGGGUCCCGGUUUACGCCUUUCUGGUGGUCGGGUUAAUCGCCGAACUGACCAAUUUCGCGUGGGCUAUCUGGGCGCUCGCCGCGCGGUUCUGGGACCUCGAAACGGACCGGGGGUGUAAAACCACGCUCUGCCGCGCGCUGUGCGCGGGGGUGGUGCAGCCGCUCCCGGUCGUCCUGUUCCACACGGUUUACCACUGGGUUUACAUCGGUUUAACGGCGACCGCGAUCGUGGAUGACCGGGGAACGAACCGAAACCUCCUCAUCGUCGCCGUGAUUAACAUGGGGGUUAUCGUGUGGUUUACUUCGCACCUGGGGGGCCGCCUGCUCCGGCUGCUGCCGGAAUGGGUUCCGGCGAAGGAGGACCGGAAGAUGCAGGAAGCGCGGGAAAGCAGGGCGAUGAACAGGCCGCAUGACGUGGCGCGCAAGGGCGGGCGCAGCGUGGAGCAAUGGCUUCAUCAACGGCUCGGACGUGCGGACGACGGCCUCGACAUCGAUGACGUGCGGACGCUGUCCUGGACGGACGCCACGUGGCUGGCGCGCGAGGUCCUGCCGCUGCGCGCGAUGGAGCUCUUCGAGUUCGACCUCCCGCCGCGCGCGGGGGACCACCUCUGGACGCGCAAGGAGUGGCGCGCACGCGUGCAGGACGCGCUCAUAGCGUAUUGCACCGAGCAGCAAAAGAAGAGCAAGUCGUUGGAGGGCUUAUACGAGGCGCUUCUCACGUGGUGUCACACGGCCAAGAGAGAGAAGCGAGACGUCAACGAGAUGGUACCGCCCGUGGAUCGGUCUUGGCGAGGCAUCGUACGGUCUGGAUUGGGCCACGUCAGCAGGUGUUUUGGUCCAACGUGCGAACAGAGAAAAAGUUCAAGUGCGGCGACUUUCAUUCCUGAAUUCAUCAAAGUGUUUCCUUUGUGGAAUUUCAGGUCCGUUGGCUUCCGAACCGACUCGCAGCCCCAGACCGCUCCCGCACGAGCCCCUUAA